This is a messenger RNA of Helianthus annuus (common sunflower), 1724 nucleotides long. RefSeq names its product teosinte glume architecture 1. The record is from RefSeq and is a predicted model, not a curated record. Bases 414 to 1427 code for a protein of 337 amino acids. Gene Ontology annotation, cellular component: nucleus. The transcript is spliced from 4 exons. NCBI's taxonomy places the organism in Eukaryota, Viridiplantae, Streptophyta, Magnoliopsida, Asterales, Asteraceae. Gene Ontology annotation, molecular function: DNA binding.
UUGUUUGUUUGAAGAUGAUGAUGAGUUGAAGACUAUAUGUGUUGUUUGAUAUUUGAUAAUUGAUAAUCAUAAACAUCACCAUCCUGCAACUGUUCAUCUGUUUGAAUUUCAAGUUGUAGCUUUUGGGGACCAUUUAAGGGGGCAGAAAACUACAGAUCAAAACUCACUUUCUCAAAUGGUCCUCCUUGUUCAACCUAUGGGCUUUAAUCUGCAUGUUGUGACAUUAAAAAUAUGAAUGCAACAGCAACACCACACCCUUUUUAUUUAGAACUCAUCAUUGACUCUUUUGUCACCAGCUGUUUGUUCUUAAUUAAAUACUCUUUCCUUAUGGAAAUCCAUGUCAAUUCUUGUUGUUGAUUAUAUCCCACUUUCAUCUUCUGCACUGUGUGUGUAAGUUGUUGUUGUAGAUCAUCAUGGAUUGGGUUUUCACACCAUCUUCUUCAUGGGACUUGACCGAACUUGACAUAGAUGAUUUUGAUCUGCUGCCUGAAAACAAUCAAGAUAUGGAGGCGGCUUUUUCUGGUUCCGAUAGGGAUGGAACCGACGGGAUCUUGAGCGAGCAAAAACAUUCAAUAAUGCCAUCUUGUUCAUCCAAGAAACAAAGAGUUGAAUCUAAUGAGCAACAAGUGUCUUGUUUAGUGGACGGAUGCAGGGCGGACCUUAGCGCCUGCAGAGACUAUCACCGUCGUCAUAGAGUAUGUGAAACGCAUUCAAAGACGCCUGUUGUCACCAUAUGUGGCAAAGAGCAGAGAUUCUGCCAGCAAUGCAGUAGGUUCCAUUCACUUGGGGAGUUUGAUGAAGUGAAAAGAAGCUGCAGGAAGCGGCUUGACGGGCAUAACCGUCGUAGGAGAAAGGCUAGACCCGAAUCCAUGUACUUCAAUUACGGGAGCUUUUUCACCAAUCAUCAAGGUACAAAACUACUUCACUUUGGUGGUUCACCGGCGACUACAUUUGGGGACUGGCGCGAAAAACACAACUUGAAACCGAAAUUCCAGGUUACUGCUGAACAGAGAACACCGUCAGAUUCAUAUGCUCGUUUCUGCAGUGUCAGAAAACGAAGGUUCCCGUUUCUGUUGGGCGUUGACUCUGAGAAAGUCCACCAGUCGUUUUCCGAAUCCUCUUUCCAGCAAGUUGUUAACACAAGCCCAUCAUCGGGGCAUCUUCUUGUUGAGCCCAAGAGUGUUCUCUAUCUUCUGUCAAAUUCGAAACACACGAUACAUAAUUCUUCGGUGUCUGAUCCAACUAACAACCUGGUACAGUUCAAUGGUUCAGUGAGUCAGCAUUCAGGUCCACGUCUUCUGUCACGAGAUGUAACAGGACCGAAUAGUGGUCACGCUAAUAAUCAGUUGAUUGGGAUGGUUCACUUCCGGACUGAAGGAUUGUUAGAAAAUGAAGCGGCACGGGUCCUCUCGUUUUCUUGGGAUUAAUCACCAUCUCAAAACUUGGCUACCAUAUUAAAAGUGAUGAAUUGUUAAGCAACUGUAAUGAUAAAAUAAACUGUUUGUUGAUUGUUAUGUAACUGUAAUGAUCCAAUCUACAAUGAUUGCUCAGCAGUAACUGAUUGGCUGUUGUAUUAUGUAUUUAGUUUGAUGUUAUGUGUGAUCAUUUGGUUAUUUAAAGAUCAGGGGGUCAUAUUCAAGUGGAUGACAGUGAUCUUGAAAAUCUGACUCAAAUGCAUCACAUUUGUGUACUUUUUUUAUUAAAUAUAAAUUUAUCUUAUUAUA